AUGGCAGCACAACUACCAAAUGAAAUUAUUCUGGAGAUCUCUAGCUUUCUACUCACAAAGGACAGGCUUUCUUGUUCUCUUACUUGCAAGAGAUGGCAUUAUCCGUUUCAAAAAAAGCUUUGGAGAGAUGUUAGUAUCAAAACCAAUCUUAGACUUAAAUCUAUUCGCUAUAACAUUGAGAGAUCGAAAAGUACUCUGCCGUCACUUGGCCAUUUAGUAUGUUCUUUGUCCUUCGAGAUUACAAGAUCUAACGAUACAUGGAAGUCACUGGAGAGCUUAAAAAUUCAGAUACCAUAUAGUGAAGAAACAAAAUCGACGGCAGAAUUUAUUGGGUUAUUGGCAACUUGUGGCAAGCUCCAUACAUAUGAACUAUUUAAAGGAAACUAUCCUGUACCAGCCAAGUUUGAAGCAAAAGACUUUGACAAACUCCAUCAAAACUUACAAUAUCUAAAAUCCUUCAAGGCAUGUAUAACUCUCGAUAUGGACGUUGCACCAUCGCAGCAUAUAUCAAUAAAUCGUACACCAGCACUCGCUUUGACUACCCUCGAUUUAUAUACGUGUAAAUGGAGCGAUUUUGGGAUGUAUUAUUUUGCCCACAAGUAUCCAAACUUAAAUACCAUGAGAUGGAGUACUUUGGGUACAUGCUCCCGUACGGUAUCUCCAAAUAAUAUGCAACAAUACUCAGCUAUUUUUGAUUUCACUACAAAAGUACUCCAACAUCUGGAAACAUUUGAAUUCGUAACAGUACACGUUCCAGGAAGCCAUCAUUCUGACUUUUGGGAAUUUCUGAGUUCAUUGAGAGCUCCUAUCAAGAACUUAAAAUACAAGAUUUCAAUCAGUGAAGGCAGAUGGAGCACUAUUACAGCACUUAGCAAAAAGCUCAUAGAAUUGUUUUCGGAAACACUCGAGACUCUUUCAGUUAAUAAUAAUGCGCCUUACAAGUCGAUGUAUAAGCCACAACUAAAAAUAUCCUCUUGUUGUCUCUUUUUGGUGGAUCUUAAGCUCAGAUGCUGUGGUAUGUCUAUUGGACUGCAAAACCUGUUCGACAGCUGUGUAGCCUUAAAAAGAUUGAGGAUUUAUAAUGCUGAAUUGUCGUGUUUCUCACGCACAAGAAAUCAAGGCCAAGACCUAAAAGGACAAAAGCACCAAGAGCAAAAGCAUGGGUUACGAAUUUUGGAGCUGCACCGAAUUUCUACAAGUCGCAAAGUGUUUAGCUACCUUUCUUUCAGGUGCAGACGCCUGGAAUAUAUGAAGUUGAAUAGUACAUAUAUAAAGGGCACCAUCUCUGGAGACAGCCAAUCAUUUCUUCUCGACAUGUCCUACACUUCAUUCAAGCUACUACACCUUGUCGAUGUUAGAUUCACUAUAUUCAACGAUCAGGCGAAUGAAAAUUGUAUCAUAAGUAUGCUACUUUUGUCUCAGCAGAACGGCCUUUCCUCAACAGAUAAAAAUAAAAACGGCGUGGAUCCAAAUUCUACUACAGUACCUUGUCCUUCUCAGUCCUUUACUUGGUUUAUAUUCUUUCGUGCGAGCUAUGAGGAGGAAUACAUAUUAUGGCUCAUAAAACGUCAAGACCAAGGUGAUCUUACCCCAGUCGAAUACUUUCAGAUGUUCCAUUUUGAAAAUUGUCCGUUGGCAUGGAAAACUUCCAGAUUGUUGAAUAAAAACACUGACAUAGACACAACGGAACACCUAUUUAGUGUUCUGUACCGAGCAUUGAGGAAUAGACAAAAGAGUAGAGACCUUCUUGUGGCAGAUGUUGAUGAGCUUGGAACCUCCAAGGAAAAAAUAAUUUACCACCUUUGUAACCAAAGCAUCCUUGCCAAUAUCUUAAUUGAUUUCACAAGUAAUCCUCUCUUGCCAAAAUUGCGGGAUGAUGUGGAAUAG
Messenger RNA from Phycomyces blakesleeanus NRRL 1555(-), 1887 nucleotides. RefSeq lists its product as hypothetical. Lineage: Eukaryota; Fungi; Mucoromycota; Mucoromycetes; Mucorales; Phycomycetaceae. The transcript is spliced from 4 exons. Gene Ontology annotation, molecular function: protein binding. The coding region runs from base 1 to 1887 and encodes 628 amino acids. The record is from RefSeq and is a predicted model, not a curated record.